AUGAGGAAGAGGAUGCGGCCGUCGUUUUCAGUUCUCUGUGUUUUCGGAGCUGUGCGAGCGGCGGAAGAGGAAGUUUCAAUUUCUACCUUUGGCGGCGGCGGAGCUAGAGAUGUGAACGAGCGAGAGUUGGGAGCUUCCUCGACCACCUUCAAUUUCUCUUCUCCCAAGGGUUGGAAACGGGAAGGGAGAUGUGGCCGGCGGGUUGAGAAUCGCAAUUUCUAG
Molecule: messenger RNA, 222 nt
Organism: Linum trigynum
Lineage: Eukaryota; Viridiplantae; Streptophyta; Magnoliopsida; Malpighiales; Linaceae
Source: the annotation of a GenBank genome assembly